Rosa chinensis is the source of this 531-nucleotide messenger RNA. RefSeq lists its product as uncharacterized. The transcript has a single exon. Bases 1 to 531 code for a protein of 176 amino acids. The record is from RefSeq and is a predicted model, not a curated record. NCBI's taxonomy places the organism in Eukaryota, Viridiplantae, Streptophyta, Magnoliopsida, Rosales, Rosaceae.
AUGGAUUUUGAUACAUGGAUCUUGCAUGCCUUUUCUGGAAUUCCUGGUACGCAAAAUGACAUUACAGUCCUUGGGCGUUCACCACUGUUUGAUGCGCUCACUGAAGGUCAGUCACCACAAUUAGACUAUCACAUCAAUAAUCAUCGUUAUAACAUGGGUUACUAUCUCGCUGAUGGCAUCUACCCUAAGUGGGCAACGCUUGUCCAAUCAAUCAAAUGCCCUCAAAAUGAAGCUGAAGCAUAUUUCACCACCAACCAAGAGGCCUUCUGCAAAGACGUUGAAAGGGCAUUUGGUGUUCUCCAGGCAAGAUGGGCAAUCAUUAGACAACCUACAAGAGGGUGGAGUUUGAAAAAUUUGUCCAGUCUCAUUCUGGCAUGCAUUAUCCUUCAUAAUAUGAUUAUUGAGGAUGAACGUGCCGAUUAUUACAAUGGCGAGUCUGAUGAUGACAAACCGGAUCCAAAUAGGUCCAGAAGAGCUCGAGCCCACACCAUCAUGAAGUUUUCAUCAAGAGAGUCUGCCACUUGUCUGUAA